Cornus florida is the source of this 2258-nucleotide messenger RNA. RefSeq names its product laccase-6. Gene Ontology annotation, cellular component: apoplast. The transcript is spliced from 6 exons. Gene Ontology annotation, biological process: lignin catabolic process. Gene Ontology annotation, molecular function: copper ion binding; hydroquinone:oxygen oxidoreductase activity. The coding region runs from base 86 to 1810 and encodes 574 amino acids. The record is from RefSeq and is a predicted model, not a curated record. Lineage: Eukaryota; Viridiplantae; Streptophyta; Magnoliopsida; Cornales; Cornaceae.
UCCACCCCACCUCUAAUCUCCACUCCCAACACUCUCUCCCUCUCUCUCUCUCUCUCUCUCACACACACACACACACACACACACAAUGACCAACUUAUUAGUCACUUUGUUUAGUACCCUAUGUCUAAGCUUAGCACUAUUCUACACCCAGACUGUUCAUGUUAAGGCACAGUGGCCAGGAGGAAGAUCAACCAGGUUCUAUGAUUUCAAGGUACAAACCAUGACAAUUACUAAGCUGUGUAAAAGCCAAGAAAUCGUCACGAUCAAUAAAAUGUUACCUGGACCAGUUGUCUAUGCCCAAGAAGAUGACAGAGUGAUUAUCAAGGUCACCAAUGAAACCCCAUACAAUGCUACAAUUCACUGGCAUGGCGUCCGGCAGAUACUAUCCUGCUGGUUUGAUGGUCCUUCAUACAUCACCCAAUGCCCGAUCCAAGCCGGACAAACGUUCACAUAUGAGUUCACACUGGUGAAGCAGAAGGGCACCCUUCUAUGGCAUGCUCAUUUUUCCUGGCUUAGGGCCACUGUUUAUGGUGCUAUUGUCGUAUAUCCUAAGGCUGGGGUUCCUUACCCAUUUAAGUAUCCUUAUGAAGAACAUAUCAUUAUCCUAGGGGAGUAUUGGCAGAGGAACCUUGUACAGCUUGAGCAGGCAGUUGUAGCGAGUGGUGGAGGUCCUCCACCGGCAGAUGCAUUUACAAUCAAUGGUCACCCUGGUCCUAACUACAAUUGUUCCAAUAAUGAUGUGUAUAAAAUUGAUGUGGUCCCUGGGAAGACGUACCUACUAAGGCUAAUCAAUGCAGCCCUGAACAUGGAGAACUUCUUUGCCAUUGCUAAUCACAAAUUAACAAUUGUUGAAGCUGAUGCUGAGUACACAAAGCCGUUCACUGCAGACCGUGUGAUGCUCGGACCAGGCCAGACCCUCAAUGUCCUUGUGACCGCUGAUCAGCCGAUAGGAAAGUAUUCCAUGGCCAUGGGACCAUACAUGUCAGCUCAAAAUGUCCCAUUCCAAAACAUUUCAGCAAUUGCCUAUUUCCAGUACUUAGGUGCCAUGCCAAACAGCCUAACUUUACCAGCCCCUCUACCAAGGUUUAAUGAUAAUCUCGCUGUUAAGACCGUCAUGGACGGGCUUAGAAGUCUUAAACCCCGUAAUGUACCAAAAGAAAUUGACACAAACCUUUUCAUCACAAUUGGAUUAAAUGUUCAAAAAUGCCAUUCCAAAACACCAAAAGCGAAUUGCCAAGGCACAAAUGGAGGGGUUAUGGGUGCUUCUAUGAACAACAUAAGUUUUAUUAAGCCUAAUAUUUCACUUUUGGAAGCUUAUUACAAAAAGAUUAACGGUCAAUUUACUGAAGAUUUCCCCGGGGUACCCCUUAAAUUUUAUGACUUUGUUAAUGGGGCACCUAAUAACAUCCCUAAUGAUACCAACUCAAUGAAUGGGACUAGGACCAAGGUUCUCGAGUAUGGAAGUAGGGUGCAACUCAUUUUGCAAGACACCGGAACGCUCACAACUGAAAAUCAUCCCAUUCAUCUUCAUGGCUAUAGCUUCUAUGUCAUCGGAUAUGGUACUGGGAAUUAUAACCCACAAACGGCGAAUUUCAACUUGGUGGAUCCGCCUUACAUGAACACCAUUGGAGUUCCAGUAGGUGGAUGGGCUGCAAUUCGAUUUGUUGCAGACAAUCCGGGGGUGUGGUUUAUGCACUGUCACCUUGAGAUACAUUUGACAUGGGGCUUGUCCGUUGUGUUUAUUGUAAAGAAUGGGCAAGGACCUCUAGAGACCCUUCCUCACCCUCCUGCAGAUCUGCCUCGGUGCUAGAGGAUCGUUGGAUUGUUGUUAAUAAUACAAAAUGGAUGGUUGUGAUCUUUCCAAUCAAGAAUUCUUUGGGACAAGCGUGCAAUUUGUUUGGUCCAUUUCUUUGGAAUUGUGGUGUAAAGAAAGUAAUGAUUGGGUGCAAUAAAACUGGAAAUUGCUUUUGCAUUCAUUUGUUUGAGUUUUAUGUAUGUGUAUCUUUUCUUUUUCUUUUUUUUCUUUUCUUUUUCUAUUUGGGUAAAUUUUAUAUAUGGAUACAUACAAUUUGACGUACUCACCUGCCCAGAUGUGGAUGGUUGAUCUAAUGAAGAACUAGGGUUUGGCAUGGUAGAACUAUCACAAAUGAAAGUCAAUUCUCUCUCUUAUUGGAUAAAACUAUUUUUUUCAAAUACUUAUCUAUACAAGGUUUUAGUAAAGUAGGGAAAAAAAAUUUGGUGAAGAUAAUUGUACAACA